GAAACAGCCCGUCCACUUCCGAUGACGUCAGACGCCGAGCGUUCGUUGAUUGGUGAGAUUCGAAGCGUCGGCCGUCGCAGCAUGCCCACACUCUGCUAGGCGGGAAAAACAAAAAUGGCGGUUUGAAUUCCAUCGCUGGGGGGAAAGUUACCCGUAACGUACGCACCGGAAGGAGGCUGAACACGGACUGAUAUAAACAUUAUAUAUUGAUAUACGGCAAGCAGGUGAGGUCUUAAAAAAUGGAAGACGCCGAAUCUCGUUUCACUCAUCUCCUACAACCGAUACGGGAUCUAACAAAAAACUGGGAAGUGGAUGUUGCAGCUCAGCUUGGUGAAUACCUAGACGAGCUAGAUCAAAUUUGCAUUUCCUUUGAUGGAGGUAAAACCACAAUGAACUUUGCAGAGGCAGCACUGUUAAUUCAGGGGUCUGCUUGUAUUUACAGUAAAAAGGUGGAAUACCUGUACUCACUAGUGUACCAAGCUUUGGAUUUUAUUUCUAAUAAAAAGAAGGACCAGCAGCCGACAUCUGUAGGAGCGGAUGGUGUUGACAAUGAUGCAACGUUUGCAAAUCGUAGGGAUGAAGAGGAAUUUCUUAGUCUUGAUGAUAUAAAUACAAAGAAAUCCAACGUGGACAUGAAAAGAGAUCAGAUCCCAAAUUGUGUGAAUAUUGUCCCUUUAACUCCAAUGGCAUUGGUACCCCCUGAAGAGGUAGAGAAGAAAAGUAACCCGUUAUGCAGCCGCAAAGGAGAGGUCCUUGCAAGCAGGAAGGAUUUCCGUAUGAAUACCUGUACUCCUCAUGCAAGUGGAGCAUUUAUGUUGGAACUAGCCAGGAUGUCCCCUACAAAGUUCUUGCACAGAGUUGAGCAAACAGAAGAGGUCGCACAGUGUCUAGUUCUGCAGGAAGAACGGCAAGAUCAGAAUGAAAACAUGGAGACAGAGAACAUGGAUUGUGCUGCUCCUGUAGUUGUCUUGAACUUCAGUGACGGUCCUGAUAACAGUGAUGGGGGUGGAUUUGUCCCAUUGGAUGAUCAUCAUGAAGCAGAUGAUCACCAUGAUGUUGGAGAUGCCUUGAUGGAGCCUACAGAACGUAUUGAGAGGAGAAAGAUGCAGUCUGAAGAGAGAGGCUAUGCUCUACGGGAAAGAGUGGCUCUGCAAGAUCCACCCGCUAGCGUGCAGAAUGAAGUUCUAGACCACUGGCGCAGUCUAGAUCCUUUUGAAGCCUGUGCAGAAAAGCCAUUCAAGAAAGGUAAACAUUACACACUGCCGCGAGGUGUGGUAGAAGGAAUGUCCAACAGAAAAAGGAGGCUGCCCUGCAAGCUGCAGGAUUUCAUGAAAUGGCUGUCUUCCACGCACUUUAACCAGUCAGACGCAGGAAAAUCCAGAAGGAAAGGUCCAACAUUUGAAGACAUGGAAGUGUUGUACUGGAAGCACGUUAAAGACCGUCUUGCACAGAAGCAGCUCCAGAAAAUUAAGAACCCACAAUUUGCAAAUGUGGUAGCAUUUGGCAGUGAAGAGGAGCCUGUUAAUCCUUUUGAGCCGCUACGUGAUGAUAAUUGUUUGGAUCAUGAUGACCAUGCAGAUGACCUCUCUGACCUUGAAGACCUCGGAACGGACGUACCAGAAUGUUUGCAAGAGGACCCUGCUCUUGAACCUUGUGAACUUCAAGACCAGAUGAGUUAUGAGGAGCUGGUGAGAAGGAAUGUGGACCUCUUCAUCUCAAAUUCUCAAAAAUAUGCUCAGGAAACUGUACUCUCUCUUCGUGUGCGUGAAUGGGAGGAUAAAAUGGGGCCACAGCUGCAGGAACAGGAAGAUCAGGGGCCUUUUGACAUUCAUGAUUAUGGUGAUCGUCUGGUGUCGCAGUUCAGUCAAGUGGGAGAGUGGCGCACCUUUGCCAGCCUGAUGGUAGAUAAACAACCCCAUGAGGUGUGCAGAUAUAUGCUGGCAUCUCUACAGCUGGCCAAUGACUACACAGUAGAAGUUUCUCAGAAGCCAGGCCUGCAGGAAGGUUUGGAUACAAUGGCCAUGCGACUCCUGAGCCAGCAAAGAGCCCAUGAAAGAUUCAAGACCUACACUGCACCAUCCAUAUCCCAGCAAUGACCUCUGUCAUAUUAAUGGACUGAAUUCUUACCCUGGCGUUGCAUCUUUAUCAGUGGCAAGCAAAUUUAUUUGAUUCAGCAGCUGGUGACAACAUUUUAGCUCCAAAAUGCUGGUUCCUGUGUCUUGGGCAGAACCAUAGAAUGGAUACAGUCAGACGGAGAAUUCAUAUGAUUUAAGAAAAUGCUACCUCUGUUCUCCCUGCAAUGUUAUAGUGACACUGCAUCAACCCAAUUUCCAAUGGAAUCUGUAUUUCAAUUACAGGUAUUGCUGUUGCCAUGUGCAGUCACAGCGGAGUCUUACAGCAGAACUGGGAAAAAAAUAAAAAAGGGUGCUGAAAGGUGUGCGCCUUUCUCCACUAGAUUGACAGACAGUGGGUGAUUCGGAGCAUCCAAUCAGAAACAAUGGUUUUAUUAUCUUUUAUCAUAUCAUAGCCUUUUUUGUAUAUAUUUUAAUAACCAAUACUCUGUACAGCAUUCUUGUUUUUAUAUAUCUAUAAAUCUCUGUAUUAUAAGCCUGUAUGUCGUUUUUGUGUGUUAAUGAUUUUAAUUUAUGUUCUGUAUUAUG
Molecule: messenger RNA, 2660 nt
Organism: Pelobates fuscus (common spadefoot toad)
Lineage: Eukaryota; Metazoa; Chordata; Amphibia; Anura; Pelobatidae
Gene: NCAPH2
Product: non-SMC condensin II complex subunit H2
Exons: 21
Coding region: 240-2096 (618 amino acids)
Biological process (GO): mitotic sister chromatid separation; meiotic chromosome condensation
Cellular component (GO): condensin complex; nucleus
Molecular function (GO): chromatin binding
Source: RefSeq, a predicted model, not a curated record